GCAGCUUCUGUCCCUCUUUCUUGGAUAGCGAGUAAAAUCGUCGAGAAGGGGCAGCGUCAAAGUCGACUGGGCUUCCCUUGCGUAUGUUGCCGCACUUGCCUCCAGGCGGAACGGCGACGCGGGUCGACUCGACUGUCCGUGAGCGUGAGGCGGCGGUGGCGGUGGUGGUGAGGAGUGUGGAGGCGGUGUGCAGUUGGUGAUGGUGGAGGAGCAGCAGCAGCAGCAGCAGCAGGAACAGGAACAGGAGGCAGUUCACUCGUCUUGUUCAGUACCAUCCUGCUCAUCCUAACACCGACGACUGUCCUGCAUCUCUUCGUCUGUGGACGUCCACGUCGCCAUGGACGCCAGCACCCGCCACCUCGUCGAGCGCAUGCUCGCCGAUGUUCACUUCCUGGCCCAGCAGGGUCACAUCAAAGUAAAAGACUAUCAAGCCAACACGAUCAGGGCUCAGCUCGAUCCCAUUCUCCAAAGCUCCGCAAGUCCUGCUGCUGCAUCCUCCCAGGCCUCUACCUUGCGACCAAGUCUCGCCGCCUCCUCGCCUUCUUCCUCCUCUUCCUUCCAGCAGAAGAUCAACUCGAAUACGUCUUCGAAAGCAGACACGCUAGCGGCUACCGCAAGGAACAAAGUCCCUCCCCCUCCACCACCUCUCCAGUCUGGAAUCCAAUCGCCAUCCACGCCAGCCGUCGCUGCUGAGGAGAUGCCAACGAGGGAUCUGGUCAAGGCUCUCUGGACGUUCGAUGCUGCUGGAGGCGAUGAUGAAAUGCCGUUCGAGGUGGGAGAUAUCAUCGAAGUUACCGAUCGCAGCGAUGCGGAUUGGUGGAAGGGCCAUGUGAAUGGUAGAGAGGGAGUUUUCCCGUGAGUUGCAUUGUGGAGAUGACAGGGAGAUGGCGACGGAUCGAAUGACCGGCUGAUCCCUGUGCUCUCCCUUGACCCUUUCAAUAGAUCAAACUACACUGAGCCGCAUCAAGGCACGAC
Molecule: messenger RNA, 975 nt
Organism: Microstroma glucosiphilum
Lineage: Eukaryota; Fungi; Basidiomycota; Exobasidiomycetes; Microstromatales; Microstromataceae
Exons: 2
Coding region: 338-859 (173 amino acids)
Biological process (GO): plasma membrane tubulation; actin cortical patch localization; endocytosis
Cellular component (GO): mating projection tip; Rvs161p-Rvs167p complex; medial cortex
Molecular function (GO): lipid binding; protein binding
Source: RefSeq, a predicted model, not a curated record